AUGAAAGCUUGUCCUCGUUGUGGAGCGUUAAUAACAAAGAUGAACGAUGGUUCUUGUAAUCAUAUGCAAUGUGCUUUGUGCAAUGCUGAAUUUUGUUGGCUUUGUUUAAAACAAAUUAAUGAGCUACAUUAUUUGAGGUUUUUUUUUAAAUUAAAUACAAUAUUAUUAGGCCUCAUUAUGAUAACCUCCCUUGAGGUUGGAAAAUUUGAUCAUGUAGUUGGGUAAACGCCUAGGGCUUAUUUUCGAUAAUCUUUUCUGUGUCGGUUUAAGUAGAGAGGUGUCAAAAACAUUUGAGUCGCCACAAGAUAAAACUAACCGGUUGUGAACAACCUUAUUAAAUGCGUGUCCAUGUGUCAAAUUUUGGAUAGAAAAAUAGCUCCUGCAUUCAAC
Molecule: messenger RNA, 390 nt
Organism: Meloidogyne enterolobii
Lineage: Eukaryota; Metazoa; Nematoda; Chromadorea; Rhabditida; Meloidogynidae
Source: the annotation of a GenBank genome assembly